Salmo salar (Atlantic salmon) is the source of this 1671-nucleotide messenger RNA. Lineage: Eukaryota; Metazoa; Chordata; Actinopteri; Salmoniformes; Salmonidae. The record is from RefSeq and is a predicted model, not a curated record.
UUAUUUAACGUUGACACAUGAUCAACAUACCCGCUCUGUCCUCCACAGCUCUUCCUGUUCACUGACGGUGAGGUGGGGAACACCAAGGAAGUCCUGGAUCUGGUGAAGACGAACGCUGGUUCUCACAGGUGUUUCUCCUUUGGGAUCGGGGAGGGGGCCAGCACUGCUCUCAUUUCUGGGGUGGCCCAGCAGGCCACAGGGCACGCGCAGUUUAUCACAGGACAGGACAGGAUGCAGCCCAAAGCGAUGCAGUCUCUCCGGUUUGCCCUGCAGCCAGCUGUGGUGGACAUCUCAGUCAAGUGGAAUGUCCCAAAGGGGGUGUCUGUCACGCCUCUGUCUCCACCAAUCAGAGUGGUCUUCCAGGGUCAAAGGGCAAUUCUGUAUGCCCAGCUCACUGGGGAGAGCUCAGGGGACACAGAGGGCUCGGUGACAGUGAAGUACAGCCUGGCCAAGCAGCCUGUUGAGAACCAGCUGAGCUUCAUUCUUAAGCCUGCAGAGGACACUGGAAUGGCCAUCCACAAGCUGGGCGCUCAAACCCUGAUCUGCUCCAUGGAGAUGGAAGAGAGAGAGGGGGAUAGGGGGAAAGAGGGGGGAGUGAAAGAGAAGGUGGUAGAGCUCAGUGUCCAAUCAGGAGUGAGCAGUGCCUUUACUGCCUUCAUCGCUGUCCACAAAGGAGAUGGAGAGGCCCUGCAAGGACAGCUGCUACGCAGACAAGUCCCCACACCGAACUUUGACUCUCCAGCCCCAACCUCUAAGCCUGUGAGGGACCUUCUCCUCCAGCUGAUCUCCCUUCAGAAGGCCUCUGGUUCCUGGGUCCUGGAGGCAGCGUUGUCUGAGGUGCUGGCGAAGACUGAGGAGGAGGUGUCCAAGCCAAAGCCUGCACAGGUGGACCAGGAGGUGUGGGCCACGGUCCUAGCCCUGGUAUGGCUCUAUGGUUUCAAGAUGGAGGCUCAGGAGGAUUGGCAGUUUGUGGCCAUGAAGGCUGUUUCAUGGAUCCAGGCUCAGAAAGUGGCCAGUGUGUCCGAGUGUGUCCAGGCUGGAAAAACCCUUCUGGGUUGCCAGGUGCAGAAGACACCCUGGGACUCUGAGAGGUUUACCCUGCCAGUCCUUUCUCUGUCCCCCACACGCCUGCUACUCUACCUGGGGUCAAAAACAUGCGUAACCCUGCCUGCUCCUAGUCCCCUCCUCCAAGCAAACUGGUGGAGCUAGCAACUGUACUGGCCUGAGCAAGCCUAAUUAUCAACCUCUUACCUAUAUUAGCCCAUUGGCAUUUACUGUUGGGACACUUAUGUAUCUCAAUGUAUUGGUUGUUAUUAACAUAUCAACAUUAAUCUACGUGUUACGUAUACAGCUAAACUUGUUUAGACUUUGCUUUGGUUAUCAAUUCCAUAUAGACUACUGGAUACAAUGUGUAUGCAGUACUUGUCAUCACUAACCAAAAUGAUAGCCUUAAUUUCUCCAAAUGCUUGGUAAAAGGCCUUAUUAUUGUAUGUAUGCAUUAUCCACGUAUAUGGGGCCAAAUGCAUGCAGGAAGGAGUUGUGGACAAUACGGAAAGCCAGAUGAGUGCCUAUCAUAGUACCUUUACUGUUUGAUCACGUAACACUGUCUCUCUGUAUUCAUGUAAUUCCUCAUAUAUGACUGUACUUGAUUAAAAUAUAUCUUAAUCUACA